AUGCGUCGGGACAAACAACUAGCUCAAUUUCCUAAAUUGAUUGAGGAGGGCGAGAUAGAGACCGGUAGUGGGCUGAAUCAAGAUUCGUCAAUUGCUCGAGCGGGGGACACUCGUUGGGGAUCCCACUUUAGGACUCUGACUAGUUUGAUGACUUUGUAUGGCGCCAUUGUUAGGGUAAUUGUAGAAGUGGGGAAUGAUCCCUCGUUUGAUAAAUUUGGUGAAACUGUGCUUUUGCUUGAUGUGCUUCAAUCAUUUGAUUUUAUCUUCAUGUUAUAUAUGAUGGUUGAGAUUUUGGGAAUUACAAAUGAUUUGAGCCUAGCACUACAAAGGCGUGAUCAAGAUCUUUUAAAUGAUAUGUCACUUGUUAAUGAUACCAAAAAACAAUUAAAAGAAAUGAGGAAUGAGGGGUGGGAAGACCUUAUAUCUAGGGUUGUGAAAAUUUGCACUAAACAUGAUAUUGAUGUACCUGAUAUGGAUGCGCCAUAUAUGGAAGGAAAGAAACCUAGGCGAGUCACUCCGGUUUCUAGUGUUUCUAAUUUGCAUCAUUAUAAGAAUGUUUGUUUGUUUAGUGUUUUAGAUUUGCAAUUGCAAGAGCUUACUGCUAGGUUUAAUGAAGAGAAUAUCGAACUUGUACAAUGUGUUUCAUGUUUUAGUCCUGCUAAGUCAUUUGCUGCUUUUGAUGUGAACAAAUUAUUGAGGAUGGCUGAGCUUUAUCCAAAUAAUUUUGUAGAUUGUCUGAUGUAG
This is a messenger RNA of Medicago truncatula (barrel medic), 744 nucleotides long. RefSeq lists its product as uncharacterized. The record is from RefSeq and is a predicted model, not a curated record. The coding region runs from base 1 to 744 and encodes 247 amino acids. NCBI's taxonomy places the organism in Eukaryota, Viridiplantae, Streptophyta, Magnoliopsida, Fabales, Fabaceae. The transcript has a single exon.